This is a messenger RNA of Heteronotia binoei (common prickly gecko), 1142 nucleotides long. It is a transcript of the gene ZCRB1, whose product is annotated as zinc finger CCHC-type and RNA binding motif containing 1. The record is from RefSeq and is a predicted model, not a curated record. Gene Ontology annotation, molecular function: RNA binding; zinc ion binding. Gene Ontology annotation, cellular component: U12-type spliceosomal complex. The transcript has 8 exons. Bases 216 to 866 code for a protein of 216 amino acids. Lineage: Eukaryota; Metazoa; Chordata; Lepidosauria; Squamata; Gekkonidae. Gene Ontology annotation, biological process: mRNA splicing, via spliceosome.
GCGUCAUCAGGAAGGCGUCGCUCUCCAGGAGAUUCAGCCCGGUCCUUGUGUUGAUCAGUUCCUUAGAAGAGAAGGGGAAAAGCCUUUAAGGAAGCGGGGAAGGUGGUGUGGGCUGGACUUGCUUCAGCAGCCUUCCCUUUACGUGGUCAGUGAAACUCUCGCCGCGCCUCGAUUUCUGCUUUGUUACGUUUUCCUUGCAUCACUUAAGAAGCAAAAUGAGUGGAGGAUUAGCACCAAGCAAAAGCACUGUUUAUGUGUCCAAUCUUCCCUUCUCAUUGACAAAUAAUGAUUUGUACAGAAUUUUUUCCAAAUAUGGCAAAGUGGUUAAAGUUACAAUUAUGAAGGACAAAGACACACGGAAAAGCAAAGGAGUUGCAUUUAUUUUAUUCUUGGAUAAAGAAUCUGCACAGAACUGUUCUCGGUCACUUAACAAUAAGCAACUCUUUGGGAGAGUAAUCAAAGCAAGUAUUGCUAUUGACAAUGGGAGAGCUGCAGAAUUCAUCCGCAGGCGAAACUACUAUGACAAAUCAAAAUGUUAUGAAUGUGGGGAAACAGGACACUUAAGUUAUGCUUGUCCUAAAAACACAUUAGGAGAACGUGAGCCACCCAAAAAGAAAGAAAAGAAGAAGAGGAAGAAAACUACUGAGGUAGAGGAAGAAAUCGAGGACCUGGAAGAAAGUGAAGAUGAAGGAGAAGACCCUGCCCUCGAUAGCCUCAGCCAAGCGAUAGCUUUCCAGCAAGCCAAAGUUGAAGAGGAACAGCAAAGAUCAAUGCAGACUGUAGGAGAGCCUUCAACAUCUGACUCAAGGCGUCCCCGCAUCAAAAAAAGUGCUUAUUUCAGCGAUGAAGAAGAACUUAGUGAUUAAUUUUUAUAUAUAUUUUGCAAAUUUGUAAAAUGUAGAUUUGUAUCCUGUAGGAAGACUGUGUUUCAGCCAAAGCAAGUAGCUGCUAUAACUUGCCUGCUGUUGUAAAUAAAAAGUAUAAUAUAUUGAGAACAUCAAAUAUUUCUGUAAUUAUGAAUGUGUCUUUGUUAAAAGUACAGUGUUUUCAUGGUCACUGUAACCAUCUUUAAAAUCAGUAUUAACAUUUCCCAGUUGAUCCUCAGAUAUAUUUUAAUAAAUAAAUGUUUGCAGUCUCUUAAA